Molecule: messenger RNA, 5457 nt
Organism: Nymphalis io (European peacock)
Lineage: Eukaryota; Metazoa; Arthropoda; Insecta; Lepidoptera; Nymphalidae
Exons: 26
Coding region: 1-5439 (1812 amino acids)
Cellular component (GO): membrane
Molecular function (GO): iron ion binding; FAD binding; 2 iron, 2 sulfur cluster binding
Source: RefSeq, a predicted model, not a curated record
AUGUCAAAAAUUGUGUUUAAAAUUAACGACAUUCAAUAUGAAGGCAACUUUCUAUUUAUAGCUGAUGGAAGAUAUGGUCCAGAUGUAUCAUUGAACGAGUUUAUAAGGAACGUUGCAGACCUUCGAGGUACUAAAGUGAUGUGCCAAGAGGGAGGAUGUGGGGCUUGCAUCGUUUCUGUCCGGGCCCCGUUGCCACCUUCAAAUGAAAUAAAAUUAUUUUCUGUUAAUUCCUGUCUUGUAUCAAUCUUGUCAUGUCAAAAUUGGGAAAUAACAACAGUAGAAGGUAUUGGAAAUAGAACAAUUGGCUACCACGAAAUUCAGACAAGACUGGCAAAGUUUAAUGGCACCCAGUGCGGUUAUUGUACCCCCGGAUGGAUCAUGAAUAUGUACAGUCUCUAUGAAUCAAAGAACAAAAAAGUCAAUUCAAAAGGAAUAGAGAAUUCAUUCGCUAGCAACAUAUGCAGAUGUACUGGAUAUCGACCGAUAGCAGACGCGUUUAAAAGUUUCGCAACAGAUGCCGAUAAAAGCUUGCUAAAUAAAUUACAAGAUAUAGAAGACAUGGGGUUCUUUAAAUCGUGUGCUGUUAGAUGCACACAAGACAAUGAUUGGUGUAUCUUAGAUAAAGCUAAUACUCAGAUGAUAACUGUAGAAAGCGGUAAUCAUAAAUGGUUUAAGGUGUACAAUUUAAGCGAUGUGUUUAAAGCAAUAGAGGAAUAUCAUGAUUAUAAAUUGAUUGCUGGAAAUACUGGUCAAGGUGUAUAUCACGUAACAGAAUAUCCCAAGAAUGUUAUAGAUAUUUUCAACGUGUCUGAAUUAAAGGGAUAUACAAUAGAUGUGAAUUUAAUAUUAGGAGCCGGAAUGACAUUAUCAGAUAUGAUGGAUGUUUUUAUCAAAUUAGCAAAGGAAAAUGAAGAUUUUGCAUAUUUGAAAGAAUUUUAUAAUCAUAUGGACUUGGUUGCACAUAUCCCAGUUAGAAAUAUCGGUACUAUUGGAGGAAAUUUAUAUAUGAAGUUUCUUAAUAAAGAGUUCCCAUCUGAUCUUUUCCUACUUUUUGAAACUGUCGGAGCUAUGAUAACUAUCGCGGAUGCUCCUAAUAAGUUAAACACUGUAACUUUGAUGGAUUUUCUUAAACUUGACAUGAAAGGCAAAAUAAUUGUAAAUGUCAUGUUACCACCACUCUCGCAAUGUUGUUUGGUUAAAACGUUCAAGAUAAUGCCUCGAUCCCAAAACGCACAUGCGAUAAUUAACGCUGGUUUUCUUUUUAAAUUUAAACAUGGUCAAGAAAUACUUGAAAAAGCAAAAAUAGUUUACGGAAAUGUGAAUCCGCAAUUCGUUCAUGCUACUAAAACGGAAGAAGCUUUAAAAGACAAAGAUCCUUUUACUGACGAUGUAUUGAAAACAACUCUUGAAAUUUUGUAUGAAGAAAUUGAUCCAGAUACAGCGCCACCAGAACCAUCAUCUAAGUACAGGAAACUAUUAGCUGUAGCUCUUUAUUAUAAGGCAAUUCUCAGUUUAUGCCCUGAAACAAAGAUGGAUAAAAAAUACCGCUCUGGAGGAGACGUUAUUAAACGUCACAUUUCAAAGGGAACGCAAUCGUACGAUACAGAUGAAAGUGUUUGGCCGUUAAACAAACCCGUGCCAAAAUUAGAAGCAUUGGUACAAUGUAGUGGCGAGGGUACGUUUGCGAAUGACUUACCAACACAAACGAAUGAAGUUUUCGGCGCCUUUAUAACAGCUGAUGUUAUCCCGGGUAGUGUUAUUGCAGGAUUUGAUACAACGGACGCGUUUAAGCUUCCAGGCGUUAUAGCUUUUUACUCCGCUAAAGAUAUACCCGGAAAAAAUAACUUUACCCCUACAAAUGCCUUAUUGCAUUCGGAAGAGGAAAUCUUGUGCUCAAAAGACGUAAAAUUUAAUGGACAACCUGUUGGCAUUAUUGUAGCAAAUAGAGAAAAAAUCGCAACAAUCGCUGCUAAACUUGUCAAAAUAAAAUAUGAAUCAAUGUCUAGCAAAGUGCCUCUUUUAACAGUUCAAGGUGUUUUAAUGUCGGCAGAAAAAGAAAGAAUAUCUUUAGAUAAGGUGUUAGAACCGACUGACAUUGGUAAUGACGUUAAGAAAAUUAUAAGCGAUGAAUUGGUUUUCGAAGCUCAAUAUCAUUACUAUAUGGAACCACAAACGUGUGUCGUAAAACCAUCAGAAGACGGCUUCGAAGUAUACUCAUCAACACAAUGGCUUGACUUGACGAAUGUUGCUAUAGCUCAAUGUCUAAACAUUCCUGUAAAUAGUAUAAACGUAAUCGUUCGUAGAAUAGGUGGAGCUUAUGGCGGAAAAAUUACCAGAUCAUCACAAGUAGCAUGCGCUGCUGCUGUAGUGUCACAAUUACAAGGAAAGCCUUGUCGAUUUAUUUUACCGCUUCAAACAAAUAUGACAGUCGUUGGUAAAAGAGCACCGACUUAUUGUAAAUUCGAAGCGGGCGUAAAUGGAACUGGAGAGAUACAAUACUUAAAAAUAAUUUACUAUCAAGAUAACGGAUGUUCUAAGAAUGAGAACACUUCUGUCAUGACUGUCAUUCAUCUUCCCAAUUGUUAUGAUUCGAAGCGAUGGCAUAUUGAAGCGUAUGGCGUACUUACGGAUACGCCGUCUUCAACUUGGUGUAGAGCCCCUGCUUCAACUGAAGGCAUUGCAAUUACUGAGUUUAUAAUGGAAAAAAUAGCUCACGAGCUAGGUAAAGAUCCGAUACAAAUUCGACAAGCAAAUAUGAAAAAAGAGGACAAUCCUAUCUCCGAAAUAAUCGAACAACUAAAAAAAGAUUCCGACUACGAAAAAAGAUUACAAGAAGUGGAUGAUUUUAAUAAAUUGAAUCGUUGGAGAAAACGGGCUCUCAAAUUAAUGCCAAUGACCUAUGAAUUAUUUUACUUUGGUCCUUUUAAUUCUUUAGUAUCGAUAUAUCAUGCAGACGGUUCAGUUGUUAUAACUCAUAGUGCUACUGAAAUGGGACAGGGUGUUAACACGAAGGUAGCACAAGUAUGUGCUUACAUUCUUGGAAUUCCGCUAGAAAAAGUGAGUGUUAAGCCUACCACUAGUUUUAUAUCACCGAACAGUAUGCCCACUGGGGGUAGCAUAGGAAGCGAAUGCGUAGCUUACGCAACUAUGAAAGCUUGUGAAAUUAUACUAGAUCGAUUAAAACCUAUAAAAGAUAAAAUGAAGAAUGCCACUUGGAAAGAAAUUGUAGCAGAAGCGUUUAUUUCUGGAGUAGAUUUGCAAGCGUCAUACAUGUAUACCACCAAGGAACCUAUAAAGCCCUAUGAUAUUUAUGGCGUUGUAGCUUUGGAAGUAGAAGUUGACAUUUUAACUGGGAAUCAUGAUAUCCUAAGAGUGGAUCUGUUAGAAGAUACUGGCAGAAGCUUAAGUCCAGAGAUCGACGUUGCACAGAUUGAAGGUGCGUUUGUAAUGGGCUUAGGAUACUGGACGUCAGAGAAAAUUGUGUACGAUGAGAAAACAGGCAAACUGCUUACGGAUCGUACAUGGACAUACAAACCUCCCGGCAUCAAAGAUAUACCAGCUGAUUUCAGAAUAUAUUUUAGAAGGAACUCGAGCAAUAAACUUGGAGUUUUACAAUCGAAAGCAACUGGUGAGCCAGCUUUAUGCCUUGCGGUUGUUAUCACGCAUGCCCUACGUGAAGCGGUAAGAUCAGCUCGAUUGGAUGCAGGAUACGAAGACCAUUGGAUUAAUAUCGAAAAUCCGUGCACAACAGAGAAAAUAUUCAUGGCAACGGAGCACAAACUGGAGCACUUCAAAUUGAACAUAGAAAAGCGUUGCAGCGUUUCAAGUAAACCACCAGCUGUCUCCGAGUACACACCAUCGCAAGCAACGAUGCAGUUACCGAAACACCUAAAGAUAGCUGCGGGUUGCGCCGGAGCGGCCAUAUUUGGUAUACUCUUCGGCUGGGUAAUCUUUCCGACCAUAUUGAAAAGUCAAUUAAAGAAGGAAAUGGCGUUAUCAAAGAAAACGGACGUGCGCAUGAUGUGGGAGAAAAUACCUUUCGCACUCGACUUUAAAGUAUACCUCUUCAACUACACGAAUGCUGAGGAUGUGCAGAAAGGAGCCUUACCUAUUGUGAAGGAAGUCGGACCUUUUUAUUUUGAGGAAUGGAAAGAAAAGGUAGAUAUUGAAGACCAAGAUGAUACAGACACGAUAAAUUACAAAAAACUCGAUAAGUUUUACUUCAGAAAGGACCUGUCUGGACCAGGAUUAACGGGAGAAGAAGUAUUGGUUCUACCUCAUAUAUUUAUGCUGGGAUUGACCACAGUAGUAUAUCGAGAAAAACCAGCUAUGCUUAGCAUGCUGGCAAAAGCUCUGAACGGUAUAUUUGACAGCCCAAGUGACGUUUUCAUCAGGGUGAAAGCCUUAGACCUUCUUUUCCGUGGUGUUGUAAUUAAUUGCGCGAGAACCGAAUUCGCUCCGAAGGCAGUGUGUACAGCGUUGAAGAAAGAAGCGGCGGAACGCUUGUUAUUUGAACCUAACAAUCAGUAUAGGUUUUCUUUGUUUGGUCUGCGUAAUGCGACUGUAGACAAACACGUGAUCACUGUGAAGCGAGGCAUUAAAAACGUCAUGGAUGUUGGUAAAGUGGUCGCUAUUGAUGGUAAAAUGGAACAGGAUAAUUGGAGUGACCAUUGCAAUGAAUUUGAAGGCACAGAUGGCACCGUGUUCCCACCAUUUCUAACUGAAUUCGAUAGGUUGCAGUCAUUUUCUGGAGAUUUAUGCAGAACGUUUAAGCCCUGGUAUCAAAAGAAGAGCUCAUAUCGUGGCAUUAAGACCAAUCGAUAUAUAGCCAACAUUGGUGACUUGGCUAACGACCCAGCUCUUCAUUGUUACUGCGAAGAACCAAACAAAUGUCCUCCAAAAGGUCUCAUGGACUUGGCAAAAUGUAUUGGCGUACCAAUGUAUGUCUCAUUGCCACACUUUUACGAUUGUGAUCCCGAAUUAUUAAAUAAUAUAAAGGGUUUAAAUCCAGAUGUCAAUGAACAUGAAAUUGCAAUUGACUUUGAACCAAUAACAGGAACUCCGAUGGUGGCAAAACAAAGAGUUCAAUUCAACAUACAAUUACUGAGAACUGAUAAGAUUGAACUUUUUAAAGAGUUGCCAGACGUUAUCGCACCUAUAUUUUGGGUUGAAGAGGGCUUGGCUUUGAAUAAAACCUUCGUCAACAUGCUCAAGCACCAGCUGUUCAUCCCAAAGCGUAUAGUUGGAGUCAUCCGUUGGCUUCUCGUUGCGUUUGGCUUCCUCGGAAUGUUGGCCUGUUUGGUUUUCCAUUUCAAAGACAACAUAAUGCGCUUUGCCGUUACCCCCGACUCUGCCACCGGCACCAAAGUCAACCCGGAGAAUAAUGAACAGAAGGAAAUAAGCAUCGUCGGUAGAGAACCACCUAAAAUAGAAGCAUAAUUUUAUUAUCACAAUUAA